This is a messenger RNA of Trichoderma harzianum CBS 226.95, 1648 nucleotides long. RefSeq lists its product as hypothetical. The transcript has 4 exons. The coding region runs from base 153 to 1406 and encodes 417 amino acids. NCBI's taxonomy places the organism in Eukaryota, Fungi, Ascomycota, Sordariomycetes, Hypocreales, Hypocreaceae. Gene Ontology annotation, molecular function: ATP hydrolysis activity; GTP binding. Gene Ontology annotation, cellular component: cytoplasm. The record is from RefSeq and is a predicted model, not a curated record.
CUAUCUUUCCCGCAGUCUCCCACGCAUUCCGGCUCUUCUCAUCACUAAUAGAUUCAUUGCCAUAAGCUUCUCUCUUGUACAGUUCAAUAAAUAAUAUCAUUAUAUUCUAUUGUAUUCGUCCGCAUCCUCCGAGAUUUCGCGCGCGCCCCGCCAUGCCUCGCGAUCCCCUCAUCGGGCUGGUUGGCAAGCCCUCUGCCGGCAAGAGCAGCACGCUCAACAGCUUAACAGAUGCUUCCUCUAAAGUUGGCAACUUCCCAUUUACCACCAUUGAUCCUCAGCGAGCGAUAGGAUACCUUCAGAUCGACUGCGCCUGUGCGCGCUUCAACGUAUCAGACAGAUGCAAGCCCAACUACGGAUCUUGCGUAGACGGCCGACGAUCUGUACCGAUCGAGCUUCUAGAUGUCGCGGGAUUAGUGCCUGGUGCGCAUCAAGGCCGCGGCUUGGGAAACAAAUUCUUGGACGAUCUACGACAUGCCGAUGCGCUUAUUCACGUAGUUGAUGCGUCCGGAACUGUCGAUGCGGAAGGCAAGGAGACGAGAGGCUACGAUCCUUCGGUUGAUAUCGCGUGGCUGCGCAGUGAGGUUGUUGCAUGGAUUUUGGGCAAUCUGAUGCAAAAAUGGGGAGGCAUCAAGCGGCGACAUAUCGCGGUCAAGGCGACGGCUGUCGAGACAUUACAAAACCAGUUUUCCGGUUAUGGAUCCACAAUAGUAACGGUACAGCGGACAAUAGAUCGAUCAGGCGUGAAAGAGCCUCUGGAGGAGUGGUCAGACGAAACGAUUGAACACAUUGUCAACUGCUUCAUCGACGAAAAGUUCCCGACGGUUAUAGCGCUAAACAAGAUCGAUCAUCCCGAUGCAGAUAAGAACAUUGCCAAGAUUGCCAAGAUGCAGGACCCUAAUGCGGUUGUACUCUGUUCGGCAAUUUCAGAAAUCUUCUUGAGGAAAAUGGCGAAGCAAGGAUACAUCAAAUACGUGGAGGGAAGCGAAUUCAUCGACACGAGAGAAGAUCUCAUCGAGCAAGGUGACCCUACAGGAGGCGGCCUCAAAGAACUCGACGAAAAGAACCGAAAUCGAAUAGAGAAUCUAAAGGAUAUGGUGCUCUACCGGUUUGGGUCUACUGGAGUCGUACAGGUGCUGUCCAAGGCAGCUGAGCUGCUCGGCUUGGUACCCGUCUUCCCCGUCCGAAACACGACGACAUUUAGCUCUGGAGCGUCCGAAUCCAAAUUUGUCUUUAGAGAUUGCGUGCUGGUGAAGAAGGGGUUGACAGUGGGUGACGUUGCUCGGAAGGUGAUGGGUGAUGCGCCGAUUGCGUUUGUGGAAGGAGUUGGAAACAUGAGGGUAUCUGAAGAUGAUGUCGUUGCCGUGGGGAAGAAUGAUGUAUUAUCAUUCAAGGUUGGGCGGACAUGAUGGAAACAACGAAGCUUUAUGAUGGAAGCAACGAAGCUUUAUGAUGGAAGCAACGAAGCUUUAUGAUAUAAGUAUUGCAUCGCCUUCUAGCAUGCGUCGUAAAUAGAAGAAACUUAUGAUAUCCAUCCUCUACUCAUGACCAACUUGCUGUAAUUAGAAUACUCAACAUCACUAUCUGAGUAGAUUUCUCGAAGUUAUUGAUGGCAGAUUGUCAAGUAACUUUUCAAGGAUCUCCAAAUACA